Varanus komodoensis (Komodo dragon) is the source of this 2538-nucleotide messenger RNA. RefSeq lists its product as uncharacterized. Gene Ontology annotation, molecular function: receptor ligand activity; tumor necrosis factor receptor binding. The coding region runs from base 16 to 1890 and encodes 624 amino acids. Gene Ontology annotation, biological process: immune response. Lineage: Eukaryota; Metazoa; Chordata; Lepidosauria; Squamata; Varanidae. The record is from RefSeq and is a predicted model, not a curated record. Gene Ontology annotation, cellular component: membrane. The transcript has 14 exons.
UGCGAUUAGGUGGCCAUGCUCACAGGGCAGUGGCGCUGCGGGCAAGGACUGCUCGCGCAGCUGGGGUCUCAUCCGUGCGCCUCUCUCCUCUCUCGUUCUCAGGAGUUGCUGUCAGAUGACGGAGCCGAGGAGGAGCUGGACCCGGUGGUGAUCACCACGGGUUGGAACAGCCAGGGGAAGCUCGUGCACCAUUUUAGCCAGCAGGGGGCGCUGCGGCAGCGAAGGCAAGCAGCCAGGAAAGGGAAGCGUUCCCGGCCUCGCCAACCCGGCUCCGUCUCGGCGGCGCAUUACGAAGUGCACUCCACCGAAUCCCGGGCAGGGAUCCAGGCAGACGCCAACGGGACCAUCCGCGGGUGGGCGGAAGCCAAGCUGAACACGACGAAUCCCCUUCGUUACGACAGCAGCCGUGGGGAGUUCACCGUGGCCAAGAGGGGGCUGUAUUACCUGUACUGCCAGGUCCAUUUCAACGAGGGCAAAAUUGUCUACAUGAAGCUGGACGUGCUGCUGGACGGCCAGCUGGCCCUGCGCUGCCUGGAGGAGUUCCUUCCCACCAGCUCCGGCCCGCAGGUGCCCGAGCUGCGGGUGUGCCAGGUGUCCGGCCUGGUGCUGCUGCGGCCCGAAGGCUCCAUCCGGCUGCGCACCAUCCCCAAGGUGCGGCUGAAGGCUGACCCCUACCACACCUACUUCGGCCUCUUCCAGUACCCCUACUCUGCUUUCUCGCGUGGGGAGCCGGAUGCUGCGGGACGCUUCCAAGCCUUGUGCAACUCUGCGGGUGCGGCUGCCCCCCUGCUCCAGCUGGGGGCAGCACAGAGCGCCCGAUCCCGGCUCGCCUGCGCCUGGAGGCUGCAGUUCUGCUCAUGGCCAGCUCAGCCCUCACGACACCCCUGCGAGGAAGGCUGGGCGAGGAGUGGCGGGUCCAAGCCAGCGAUGGCGAACCUUCCGCGCCCCACGGGGCCGCAGCCGCGAGGGGCCGCGCUGGCGGGGGAUGAUGGGCGUCAGGUCCGCACGCGCCGCUUCCAGACGGCCGGCCCCCCGGGCCUGCGGAAGGGCGACGGCGCGGGCCAGGAGCAAAGUCUCGGGCGCGGGCGCGCUCGAGCACGUCCGAUGGCCGGCGCGCGCCCGCGGCGGGGCCCCUGUCGCCACGCGUCGCUCCUGGCGGCGGCCUGGGCGGGCACGGGCGUCCUGGCCGUGGGCUUCCUGGCCUGCCUGUUCGCGCUGUGGAGCCUCCAGUGCCGCCUGGAGGUGUUGCGAGAGGAGCUGGUGCAGCUGCGCGGGGAGCUGAGAGCCAGGAUGCCCGGGCCGCCGGGGCGCCUCCCGGGGACCCCCGAGCCCCUCCUGAGGGCUGGUGACUUUCUGGGGCCAUGUGCCACAAGAGAGAAACUCCCCAGGCACCUGGAAAGAAGGAAACGGGACGUGGAAAGGACCUCACAGGAGCAGCUGCGUCAACGAAGCUGUCUCUCUCCCCCGCCAGGGAAGCAGUCGGCCCUGCAUCUGGUCCCUGAAAGGCAAGCCAACAAAGACGGGGAAUGUAUCACGGAGGUCUGGUGGAAGCCCUUCCUGCAGCAAGGGCGGGCCCUGGAGCUGAGCGGCCGGGACGUGCUGGUGAAGCACACGGGGCUCUACCUCGUGUACAGCCAGGUGCUCUUCCAUGACCCCACCUUCACCAUGGGGCAGGUGCUGCAGCGGCUGGCGCCAGGGCGGCCGAACCAGGUCCUGUUCCGCUGCAUCCAGAGCAUGCCCGCAGACCCAGAGCGAGCGUACAACAGCUGCUACAGCGGAGGGGUCUUCCACCUCCAGCACGGCGACCGCCUGAACCUCUACAUUCCACGCUGCAACGCAUCCUUCGACUUCAGUGCUCACGGGACCUUCCUGGGGCUCCUCCGUCUCUAGCGGCGCCCAGCCGAGCCCUCUCGGCACCCGCCCAGGACAAUGCCGAGGCCAAGCCCGGACACAGGCACUGAUGAACCCAAGCACUCCUGGUCUCCCAUAGAAGUGAGACCGUGAGACUUAAUGCUCCUGGGAUGCUGGCAUUUUCUUUUCGCCUUUUUUUGCUGGGGGGUAGGUGACGGAAGAAACCUGCGUUCUCUUUCUAGCUUUGGGGGGAAAUCGGGUCUGGAGCCAACGUGUUGCCUUGCAGAGGGGCUUAUGUUUAAUCCAAGUUGGACGCAAAGGAAUCCUGAUCCUUUUUCAAGACCCCAGGUCCAUCACCUGAUUUUGAAUCUGGAACAUCUGCAAAUCUUUCUUAGCAAAUCGUGCCUGCCACAGCCCCGCCUUUACUGCCUCAUGCACAAGGACCCGCACUGCACCAGAAAAAUCGGCAGAGCGCCUGAACCAGAAUAUUUUUUCACAGGUGAUAUCCCGGUAAGGCAAGCGCGUGCGGCAUGCCCUGCUCUUGUAAAAAUGCUUUAUGGCGCCGAAUCUCUCAGGAAUGCCCAGUUGUAAGGGGAAUCUUUUUCCUAGUUUUGCUGUAGGCCUAUCUGGGCAAAGGGAGUGGGAAAGACAGUCGCCUUGUAGAAUAAAGCAAAACCUGCCUUAAUA